AUGGUUGGUUCAGGUUUACGGUUAGGUUUUCGGCGUUUGAAUCGACGAUUAGCAUUAGAGUUUGAUGGAGUAUCUGAAAUUGGAUUUCAUAUACGAACUAUCCUUGCGGUCUCCGACCUCUUGCGUUCUAAUUUCUACUGCACGCCUUUCAUAAUUACCAAUUUGUCAUUUUCUUGUUUCUCUUCAGUUGCUUCUCCCGCCAAGUCCUCGGAUUCAAAUCCGUUCAUCGUCGAUUACCUGGUCAAAGCCUUCGGUCUGUCCAAAACUCAAGCACUUUCAGCUUCGAAGCUAAGGAUGGGGGCGAAAGACUCCAAAAAGCUCGAAUCCGUUGUUCUCUUUCUCCGACAGUUGGGAUUUUCGGAAGUUCAUGUUCGAGAUGCUGUGCGAUUUUCACCUCAAAUCCUAUUUGCAGAUAUCGAGAAGACCCUUAAACCAAAGCUCCAGUUAUUCCAAGAAAUAGGUCUCACCGGGUCCGAUCUAGGUCGGUUCAUUUCGAAGAACGCCUGUCUAUUAAACUAUAGCUUGGAUCGAAGUUUGACCCCUUGCGUGCAGAUGCUGAAGAAGAUCUUCUUUCUCAAUGGCGAUCACCGAGGCUUGAUUCUGGUUCUACAGAGAUGCAAAUGGGUCCUCUGCAGCGACUCAGAAGCUAGGCUGUUGCCCAACAUUUCGUUAUUGGAGAGCCAUGGGAUUGUUGGGUCUCAGCUCUUAACGCUCUUCAGGCGGCAACCAACGUUGUUUUUCAUGAGGUAA
Molecule: messenger RNA, 750 nt
Organism: Telopea speciosissima
Lineage: Eukaryota; Viridiplantae; Streptophyta; Magnoliopsida; Proteales; Proteaceae
Exons: 1
Coding region: 1-750 (249 amino acids)
Biological process (GO): chloroplast organization; regulation of DNA-templated transcription
Cellular component (GO): chloroplast
Molecular function (GO): double-stranded DNA binding
Source: RefSeq, a predicted model, not a curated record